Suillus subaureus is the source of this 2547-nucleotide messenger RNA. Its product is annotated as ribonuclease H-like domain-containing protein. The record is from RefSeq and is a predicted model, not a curated record. Bases 1 to 2547 code for a protein of 848 amino acids. Lineage: Eukaryota; Fungi; Basidiomycota; Agaricomycetes; Boletales; Suillaceae. Gene Ontology annotation, molecular function: protein binding; RNA binding. The transcript has 23 exons.
AUGGUACCUCACUCGAGUAUAGCGAUCUCCGGCAGCGGGAGAGAUGUCAAGAACCCUCGCAGGAGGAUCGAAGUGUUCGAACGUCUCCAGAAUCACACAGACCCAAAAUUAUUCACGCCGCGCUGUAUUUUCGACGGAACCGUUAUCAUGUACUCUUCCCGCGAGCUUCCGUUGUCUGGCAGGGACUCUCAAACCUGUAAGAGUAAGGUGUUCGAGUCGGAACUACUAAUCAAUCUCUAUCUUUCUGAAAAGUUCGACGUCAAUAUGUCUGACAAACCCCGAGUGGAUGGGUCUGCCCCAACUCGUGGAGUCGUCCAGGUAACCUUGAAGAUGGUCGCCGCUGAUCCGAUCGAUUUCAAUGGUUUACAAGCGUUUAUUGACGGAAAACAGACCAAGCAGACCGCUCAGGUCUUGACGGCUAUUAAUGUGUUACAGUUGAUCAUCCGCCAGGCACCUAAUUUGAAAUAUCCAAAUAAUACACGUGCAUUUUUCACCAAAGACGCUGGCAUACAGAGCUUGGGUGGAGGUUUGGAGUUAUGGCGCGGAUACUUCCAGAGUGUUCGCCCUACCAUCGGAAAGGUUUUGGUGAACAUUGAUGUGUCGACAGCAGUCAUGUUCAAGCAGGAUAACUUUCAGAACGCCGCUCUCGCUGUCCUGAGGCAGAACGAUGUUCGUGCGCUGGAGCUCCGCGCAGAUUCACCCCAGUUCCGCCAAUUGAAAAGUUUUUUCAAGGGCGUUUCUGUCACGCUCGUCCACCGGAAGGGCCUCAAAAAGAUUCGAGGUUUAGUUGCCAGUGCUGGCAACUUUCAGUUCGAGAACACCACGGUCAAGGAUUAUUUUAAGAAAGCUUGGGGUCGCCAGCUACUCCAUCCCAAUAUCAUCGGUAUUCAAGUUGGUUCAAAGGAUCGCGACGAGGUCAUCCCAGCAGAGAUGUGUCUUAUCGCCCCCGAUCAGCGAUAUACACGAAAACUGCCUCCCGAAUUUUCGUCGACCAUGGUCAAGUUUUCUUCGAAGAACCCCCAAGAUCGCCUGGCGCUUAUCAGCGCUGGCAUCAGCAAUUCCAUCACGGCCGACCAGCGCUCUGCCCUGGAUUACCAAAAUUCUCCGUUCUUGCAAGACGCUGGGAUCACCGUGUCUCCCGACCCAAUCUUGGUCACCGGGCGUGUCCUCCCGACACCAAAAAUUCACUACGGGAACCCUGCCACCAGUAGACCAGUGCAACCGCGAAAUGGUUCAUGGAAUGUCAUCGAUCAGACCUUCCAUGAGCCGAAGAGUCUAUCGUCCUGGGGGAUUCUUAAUUACGCAAGGGUCAGCGACCAGACCAUUAACCGAUUCAUCAAUACCUUGCUUAACUCGUGUAAAAAACUUGGAAUGGAUUUGUCCCCACCUUCAGCAAGUCAGUCGUGUUCUGGCGCGUCCUCCGUGGUGAACGAUAUGAGGUCACUUAAACAUUCCGUCCACAACAAGAUAGGCAAAGAUCUGGAGAUGGUCCUGGCGAUCCUACCGACGAGCUCGACAGAUAUAUAUCACGCCAUUAAAUCAUUUGGUGACGUUAUCGCCGGUUUCCCAACACAGUGUGUCCGAGAGAACAAGAUCGAAAGAGCCAAUGACCAGUACUGUGCGAAUCUGGGGAUGAAAAUCAACGCCAAACUUGGAGGCGUCAAUUCGCUGCCAAGGUCAGGUGCGUUGGAGAAACUUAUGAAUGCCCCGUUCAUGGUUAUCGGUGCCGAUGUGGGGCAUCCUGCACCUGGCAUGGUAAACCAGCCCUCUGUGGCAUCUCUCGUCUAUUCCUUUGAUCGGUAUGCUGCUCGGUACGAAGCCAUGAUGUCGGUUCAGCACCCUCGUCAAGAAAAGAUUGAUGAAUUACGCAAAUUAGUAUAUCGCGCGAUCGACGAGUUUGGUGAGCGUAACAGGGCCGCACCUGUGCGCAUCAUUUUCUUCCGAGAUGGUCUUUCCGAAGGGGAAUACGCGCUCACGGGUAAAGAGGAGAUCGAGGAUAUCAUGGGUGCGAUUGAUGACAUCUGGCGGGACAAAAACCUAAAGGGCGGGAAACCUGAGUUGACAUUCAUAGUCGUAGGUAAACGGCACCAUGUCCGAUUCUUCCCGAAGAACAAGAACGACGGGGACAGGUCUGGGAACUGUCCCGCAGGAUUUGUCGCCGAUCAGGGAGUGGGUAACCCAGCAGUACGCGAUUUCUACUUACAAUCGCACGGUGGUCUCCUCGGAACUAGCAGGCCGAGUCAUUACAUCACGCUCAGGGACGAUAUAUACAAGCACAACACAGACGACCUGCAGGAGCUCGCGUUCACGUUGUGUCAUGCAUACGCGCGUGCAACGCGUUCCGUCUCGAUUCCGGCACCUGUUUAUUAUGCCGAUGCAAGUAUCCCUUAUAUCGUCUGUGCGCGCGGCGCGUUCCAUUUCAACCCCGCCAUGGGUUUCGACGGUGCUACCAUAUCCAGCAAUGAUGACGCUUUUGACCUUGAACGGUGGAGGAAGAACUUCAAGGACAAGCAUGCAAACUUGUCGAAGAAGAUGAAUUUCAUGUGA